This is a messenger RNA of Topomyia yanbarensis, 626 nucleotides long. It is a transcript of the gene mRpL41, whose product is annotated as large ribosomal subunit protein mL41. The transcript is spliced from 2 exons. Gene Ontology annotation, biological process: translation. Gene Ontology annotation, molecular function: structural constituent of ribosome. Lineage: Eukaryota; Metazoa; Arthropoda; Insecta; Diptera; Culicidae. The record is from RefSeq and is a predicted model, not a curated record. Gene Ontology annotation, cellular component: mitochondrial large ribosomal subunit. Bases 99 to 575 code for a protein of 158 amino acids.
UUUUUGUUCCUUAACGAAUGAUAGGGAUGCCAGUUGCCUGUCCUCAUUUGAUCCAAACGUCAAAAUAAACAUUCGAUAUCAAACAUAUAACAUAAAUCAUGUUUCAUAUGAUCAAGCGCUGCAUAUGUACAACGGCCACCAGCAGCGGUAAGCACAACUUCCGUAAGUUUUUGUUAUACAAUAAGCGUGGAACACGCAUCUUCAAAAAGCUACGGGCAGCAAAGCCAGAACUGUAUCCUGAUAUGCCCAUCGACAAGCGUGGUGUUCGGGACACAGGAGUCAUCCACGAGGGACGCUAUGUUGAAAUUCCAGCAAAGAUUCCGGAACUAAUUGUGCCAAACCUGGAAGGGUGCAAUUUUAAGCCCUAUGUGUCCUACCGGGCACCAGAUGUCAUUCAGUCGGAGUUUACCAGUCAAGACCUUUUCAAUGCCGUUUACUCGCAGAAGGUGAUAGAUGAUUUCAAGGAAGGAAAAUUAAGCGAGGAUGGUUCGCCGAUAGAACCUUCCGAUGAAGAAAAACUAACCCCAGAGGAGGCGUGGGUCCGCGCGCGAAAGACCGGCUCGGAUAUAUUUUAGGGUGAAUUGUGUACCAUCCGGUAGUAUGUUGAGUAAAGAUUUAUUAUUAAA